AUGACGGACAGUGCACUUGCCUCGCAGAACGGCUCCCGAGUCGAUGAGCCUGUGAAUGCUCGCGCGGGAGACGUACGAACCGAUUCGCCGCCACGAGACAAUGCCGUGAUUGUCCAUCCGCAGUCGACAGCAGCAAAGCGUUCCGCAUGGCGAGUCCCGCUGCUUUUCGCUGGCAUCGCAGCUCUCCUGAGCCCGCUCGCGGGGUGGCUGCUGUCCACCGAAACACCAAUCGACCCAACAAACUAUGCACUGCGAACCAAACGAGUGCUCGAGACGACGCCUCUGAUCGACGGCCACAAUGAUCUGCCGUGGCUCCUCCGUGUAGAGCUGCACAAUCGAAUCUACGACGGCACCUUCGACCCCAACCAGCGCCUGCUUGGGCAUACCAACAUUGGCAGGAUGAGGCAGGGCCAGAUGGGCGGCCAGUUCUGGAGUGUGUACGUCCACUGUGACGCUGCCCAGAAACAUUUUGAGGAUCCUUCCUGGGUUGUACGUGACACUCUGGAGCAGAUCGACGUGACCAAGCGCUUCAUCGCCGAACACCCAGCGACCUUUGCAUACUGCGACAACUCGGCCUGCAUCAAGCCGGCAUUCAAGUCGGGCCGCAUCGCGAGCAUGCUCGGCAUCGAGGGCGGCCACCAGCUCGGUGGCUCCAUCGCCGCGAUCCGGCAGGCGUACGCCCUCGGAGCCCGCUACAUCACGACGACGCACAACUGCGACAAUGCGUGGGCGACAGCCGGCUCGUCGGUGGCGGCUGGCAGGCCCGACAACGGGCUCUCGAAACCCUUUGGCACCGCCUACGUCCGCGAGAUGAACCGGCUCGGCAUGAUGAUCGACCUGUCCCACGUGUCCCACCAGACGAUGCGCGACGUGCCCUCGCUCACGCGCGCGCCCGUCAUCUUCUCGCACUCGGGCGCCCACGCCGUGACGCCGCACGUGCGCAAUGUCCCCGACGACGUGCUGCGCGCGGUGCGCAACAACGGCGGCAUCGUCAUGGCCGUGUUCGUGAACCGGUUCCUCAACAUGAGGGACCCCGGCGCCGUGACUAUCCACGACGUCGUCGACCACAUCUGGCACCUCGCCUCAGUGGCUGGGUGGGAGCACGUCGGCAUCGAGUCAGACUUUAGCGGCACGCCAGUCGUCCCGGCGGGUCUCGAGGACGUGUCCAAGUACCCGGACCUUGUACAGUUGCUCAUGGCACGUGGCGCUACUGAUGCACAGAUCCGCCUGCUGGUGGGCGACAACUUGAUCAGGGUUUGGGGCGACAUCGAGCGACGCGGUCAGGAGAUCAGGGCGUCUGGCGAGAAGCCUGUAGAGGAGGAGUGGGAGGGACGCACGUGGCAUCACGCGUACAAGACCUCGCCUUACAUGCUGAGAGAGACACGAGGGAGAGCAGCCAGAGAGGACUGGGGCGAGCCGAAUCAGUUCAGUGUAGGCAAGUCUGGACAGCAUCAAGGGGCUGUCAAGGAGGACAAGCAUUUGUAA
Messenger RNA from Microdochium trichocladiopsis, 1485 nucleotides. Its product is annotated as membrane dipeptidase-domain-containing protein. Lineage: Eukaryota; Fungi; Ascomycota; Sordariomycetes; Xylariales; Microdochiaceae. Gene Ontology annotation, molecular function: metallodipeptidase activity. Gene Ontology annotation, biological process: proteolysis. The record is from RefSeq and is a predicted model, not a curated record. The coding region runs from base 1 to 1485 and encodes 494 amino acids. The transcript is spliced from 2 exons.